Molecule: messenger RNA, 1272 nt
Organism: Exophiala bonariae
Lineage: Eukaryota; Fungi; Ascomycota; Eurotiomycetes; Chaetothyriales; Herpotrichiellaceae
Exons: 2
Coding region: 1-1272 (423 amino acids)
Molecular function (GO): monooxygenase activity; FAD binding
Source: RefSeq, a predicted model, not a curated record
AUGGGUUCGAUCGGUGCUUCAGACGCGAUCAACGUGAUCAUUGUCGGCGGCGGGAUUGGAGGUGCAUCAUGUGCGAUCGCUUGUGCGAGGCAAGGAAUGAAUGUCACUCUCUUGGAUCAGGCAGUAGAAUUGCUACCAAUCGGAGAUUCGAUUGGCUUUGGCUCCAACUCUUCAAAGUUGUUCAAGCGUUGGGGCCUGUACGAAGACAUGUGGGCGGUCUCGAGUCGCGCGGAUAACACAAUCAUGCGCAAUUGGGAUGGCGAGAUCAUCACUGAAGAUAGACACUUGGCAACAGCUGAGGCCAAGUAUGGUUAUCGUGGCUUGUUAGGCCACCGAGGCAACUACCACAGGAUACUGGUUGACCACGCGGUCAGAAAUGGAGUGCAGUUGCGACUUGGUCAAAAGAUCGAGCGCUACGAUGCAAGCAAGCCAAGCGUAUUCCUUCCUAGUGGAGAAGAACUCGUGGCCGAUGUAGUCAUCGCCGCGGACGGGGUGAAAAGUCCUGGGCGCACGGCAGUGCUGGGAUUUGAGGACGCACCAAUCCACAGUGGCUACGCGGUAUGGCGCGCAUAUGGCACAACAGAUAUAUUCCAAGGGGACCCUUUGGUCCAAGAGUUUCUGGAAAAAGACUGUGUCAACCUUUGGAUCGGUCCAGAUCUUCACGGUUUCGUGACCACUGUUCGGGGAGGAUCUGAGAUAAAUGCAGUCCUUACCCACAAGGACGUAGCAAAUAUCGAUGAGGGUUGGCAGUUUCCUGGAGAUCGACAGGAGAUUCUAGAAACGAUUCGAGACUGGGACCCUGCGUUCGUCCGGGUAUGGGAGAAGAUUCAAAACAUUGUUGAUUGGAAGCUCGUCUACCGUCCAUGCUUAGACAGAUGGGUUUCUGAUUCCGGUCUCGUUGCGGUUCUCGGCGAUGCUGCGCAUCCUUUCUUACCUACGUCUACGCAAGGGGCGAGUCAAGCUGUGGAGGACGCUGCAACCAUCGCGCUAUGUUUAGCAAAGGCAGGGAAACAUCAGGUUCCACUCGCCCUACAGGCUUACUUUGAAUUUCGAUACAACCAUGUUAAGGCCGCUCAGCAGAUUGGUAUCACCCAACGAGAUAAAUGGCACAACUUACACGAUAAGACGAGCAAGAAGAUGGUGAAGGAUUUGGAUACCUCCAAGGGUGUACUAGACAGCUAUACAUUAUGGGGUCAUGAUGCUGAGAAAGUGGUCGUUGAUGGUUGGGAUACUGUUUCGGAACAACUUAGAGUGGAACUUGCGGCAAGGUGA